This is a messenger RNA of Acanthosepion pharaonis, 468 nucleotides long. NCBI's taxonomy places the organism in Eukaryota, Metazoa, Mollusca, Cephalopoda, Sepiida, Sepiidae. The record is from the annotation of a GenBank genome assembly.
AUGGGCAUAGGCAAUUCCUCCAGUUUCCUUGAUAUUUCACCUGUGCUUGUCACCUUGGCUGCCCUUCAACCAAUCUGGCUCUCAACCAUUCACAUUUCAUUCUCCCUUUUCCACUCAUUUUCUAUUGAUCUACAUUUAUUUCAUAUCAUUCCCCACUCUCAUUUCUUUCCAUUCAUAUUUUUACUUCUUCUCUUUCUCUUUACUGUCCCUCUUUCUCAUAUCAUUUUUUCUCUCAUUACUUCUCUAUGUUUAACUUGUUCAUUUCUUUAUUCUUACCUUCUUUUUUCUCCUUACUCUUUAAUAUAUUUUAAUUCUCUUAUAUGUUCUACAUUUAUCCUCUUCCUUUUUUUCUCUCUCUUCUCUUUUAAAUUUCUUUCUUAUCACCUCUCUUCCAUUUGUACUUUUAGCCUCCUUUUUUCCAUCAUUUCUGCUUUUAUCUACUCAUCUGUCUCUAUUUUAAAGUUAUAG